GUUCAUAAUGUAAGGCUCAUUCAAAAUGUUUUAUGGUAACAGGCACAAUCCAUACUUUAAGAAUCUAAACUUAAAAUAAUUUAUCUAGAUCCAUUUUGUAUAAACCAUUAUAUACAGUAGAAUUAUUAUUGAUCCAGUUAUGCAGUAGUACAAUUAUAUUGUACUUAAAUUUUCUUAGGCAAAAUUUUAAUUGCUAUAUUAGAUGAUAUUUAUGAAAAUGUCAAUUGUCUUUGUCGUGAAUAGAAAAUGUUACAAAAAAGCGGUAUUAAAUUCUUUCGAAUUCAUAAACUACUCAUUAUCAGUUAUAUCACUCAAAUGCUAUUAUUAAUUAAUUUCAUAAUCAAAAUAUUGUUUUAUUAUUGAACUUAUCUAACUAGCGACUCCCUUUAUGCCAGUUUCAUAAAAAUUAGAAAUAUCAUCUGCUUAGGAAGGACUUGAGUAUAAAUUAAUAAAAGUUUAAUUAACCUGUGGAUAUUAACAAAAUGGCACUUCAUAAAAUAAUUUCAAACAGAUAUCAUACUUAUAAAUGCUCUCUAAAGUAGUUUUAUCAUUAUCACUGAUUUAAUUUGAUAGUGUUAUUUAUUCAUAGAUACUAAUUAAAUUUGCAUCGAAAUUCACUUCACUUUCUUCAAAUAGUUGA
Molecule: messenger RNA, 640 nt
Organism: Paramecium sonneborni
Lineage: Eukaryota; Ciliophora; Oligohymenophorea; Peniculida; Parameciidae
Source: the annotation of a GenBank genome assembly